Molecule: messenger RNA, 1003 nt
Organism: Zingiber officinale
Lineage: Eukaryota; Viridiplantae; Streptophyta; Magnoliopsida; Zingiberales; Zingiberaceae
Product: VAMP-like protein YKT61
Exons: 7
Coding region: 117-806 (229 amino acids)
Biological process (GO): endoplasmic reticulum to Golgi vesicle-mediated transport
Cellular component (GO): Golgi apparatus; membrane
Molecular function (GO): SNAP receptor activity
Source: RefSeq, a predicted model, not a curated record
UCAAAGUUCGCUGAUUAUUAUAGUAGUAAAAUAUCAGUCUCAUCUGCGACGAGGCAAAAGCGCAGAAGGGCGGAUUUGAUCUCACCUCGUCUAGGGUUUCCCAAUCGGGAUCGGAGAUGAAGAUCACUGCCCUCCUCGUCCUAAAAACCUCCGGCGCCGGCGCCGGCGAUACCUCCUCAUCUUCUUCUUCUGGAGCAUCGGAUCCCGUGGUCCUCGCCAACGCCUCCGACGUCAGCCAUUUCGGAUACUUCCAGAGGUCGGCCGCCAAGGAGUUCAUCCUCUUUGUCUCCCGCACCGUCGCCAAGCGAACAACCCCCGGGCAGCGCCAGUCCGUGCAGCACGAAGAGUACAAGGUGCACUCUUAUAACCGAAAUGGCCUUUGCGCUUUGGCUUUCAUGGAUGAUCAUUAUCCAGUUCGAAGUGCAUUUUCUCUUCUAAACACGCUGUUAUGUGGUUCCGCAGUCAAUGUUCCUGUCUUCCUUCCCUUCUUGAAUCACGUACUGGAUGAAUAUCAGAAGACAUUUGGUGAGUCUUGGAGAGCCCAGCAAACUGAUUCUACUCAACCAUGGUCAUUUCUAACUGAAGCAUUGACAAAAUUCCAGGAUCCUGCAGAGGCUGAUAAGUUACUGAAAAUUCAGAGGGACCUUGAUGAAACUAAGAUUAUCCUUCAUAAAACUAUUGAUAGUGUGCUCGCUCGAGGAGAAAGGUUGGAUAGCCUGGUUGAGAAGAGUUCAGAUCUCAGCGCAGCAUCACAAAUGUUCUACAAACAAGCCAAGAAAACCAACCAAUGCUGCACCAUGCUGUGACAUUGCCAGAGAAGCAGAUGAUCAGCUCGAAUUUCAUUCUAUGUACGUGCACUCGCUCUCUGUCUAGAUACUAGUUUGAAUAUAUCUCAACAUUGUCAAGUCAUUGGCCUUUUCAUUGUCCUUUUUGCGCUGUUAAUUAAUCAUGCUUAUUAACAUGUAAUGUGAUGGUUACUCAAUUCAUUUGUGUAUUUCAUUCA